AAUCGAAGUUCUCCAACCCCGAGGAUUUACUAAUUGGGAACAUAGGCGUAGCGGAUCUUCGAUUUGACACGAUCGACGUCACUGUUCAUAAGCUCCAUUAGGGACGCACUCUUUCUCCCUUCCCCAUAACACCACGAUGCCAACCGCACCUCUUGAUCCUCAAACGGUGCUCAAAGUCGACGGAUAUCUCGAGCCGAACGUCAACUCCAUUGUCCAUCGACACGACGUCUUCAGGAAGUGGAAAGAUACUAUCGAGGAGUGCGAGGGCGGAUAUGAUGCCUUCACCAAGGGAUAUCUUAAGUUCGGGCUCAACGUGGGGCCCAAAAACGAGGUCGUGUAUCGCGAGUGGGCGCCCAACGCUGUCGAGGCGUGCCUCAUCGGAGAUUUCAACGACUGGAAUAGAGUCUCCCACCCCAUGAAAAAAGACCAGUUUGGUGUGUGGGAGAUCACCGUUCCACCCACAGGUGGUGGAGCUUGUGCUAUCCCUCACGACUCCAAGGUCAAGAUUUCCAUGAUUAUUCCAUCCGGCCAGCGCAUAGAGCGUCUGCCAGCCUGGAUCAGGCGCGUUACGCAGGAUUUGAACGUCUCCCCCAUCUACGACGCGCGUUUCUGGAACCCGCCUGCCUCCGAACAGUACGCUUUCAAGAACGCGCGUCCCGCCAAGGCGAAGGAUCUGCGUAUCUACGAAGCGCAUGUGGGCAUCUCGACCCCCGAAGGCCGGGUUGGAACCUUCACGGAGUUCACGAAGAAUGUUCUUCCCCGCAUCAAGAAUCUGGGGUACAACGUGAUCCAGCUCAUGGCAAUCAUGGAACAUCCGUACUAUGCUUCUUUCGGAUACCAAGUGACUAGCUUCUUCGCCGCAAGCUCUCGUUAUGGCACACCCGAGGAGCUCAAGGAGCUCAUCGACACCGCGCACGGCAUGGGGCUCACGGUGUUGCUGGACAUCGUCCACUCGCAUGCGUGCAAAAACGUCCUUGAUGGGCUGAAUGAAUUCGACGGCACCGAUCACCUGUAUUUCCACGGAGGCGCAAAAGGUCGACACGAGCUCUGGGACAGCCGGCUCUUCAACUACGGGUCACACGAAGUGCUUCGGUUCCUGAUGAGCAACCUUCGAUUCUACAUGGAGGAGUACAAGUUCGACGGUUUCCGCUUCGACGGCGUGACGAGUAUGAUGUAUGUCCACCACGGCAUCGGCACAGGCUUUUCUGGAGGUUAUCACGAGUACUUUGGAGACGGGCAGGAUAUCGAGGGUGUCGUGUACCUCAUGCUGGCCAACGAUGCUGUUCACUCGCUCUAUCCCAACGCCAUCACAAUCGCCGAGGACGUGUCCGGUAUGCCACUUCUGGGAAUGGACGUGUCUAAAGGCGGUGUCGGUUUUGACUUCCGGCUGUCGAUGGCGAUACCGGACAUGUGGAUCAAACUGCUCAAGCACAAGCAGGAUGACAAGUGGGACAUUGGGAACAUUGUGCACACGCUGACCAACCGGCGAUACGGCGAGAUGAGCAUCGCGUACUGCGAGAGCCACGACCAAGCGUUGGUUGGCGAUAAGACUCUGGCAUUUUGGCUGAUGGACAAGGAGAUGUACACGAACAUGUCUGACCUCAGUGAACUCACUCCCAUCAUCGCCCGUGGUCUCGCCCUCCAUAAAAUGAUCAGACUUCUGACGCAAUCUCUUGGCGGUGAGGGCUACCUUAACUUUGAAGGCAACGAGUUUGGUCACCCAGAGUGGCUCGACUUCCCUCGCGCAGGGAACGACAACUCGUUCCAUUACGCGCGUCGACAAUGGAACAUCGUGGACGACCCGAUACUUCGGUACCGUUAUCUGAACGAAUUCGACGCGGCGAUGAACCACAUGGCGGGGCACUACGGGUGGCUGGAAGCGCAACCCGCAUAUGUUUCUUUGAAGCACGAGGGAGACAAGGUGAUCGUGUAUGAGCGUGCUGGGCUCCUGUUCGUGUUCAACUUCCAUCCCACAUCGAGUUUCUCGGAUUACCGUGUCGGAGUCGGAGCCCCGGGGAAGUACAGUGUCGUGUUGACCAGCGACGAGAAGCGCUUCGGGGGCUUCGAGAAUGCACAACUCGGAGGGCAGUAUCUCACCACGGAUAUGGAGUGGAAUGGGCGCAGCAACUUUUUGCAAGUCUAUAUCCCCGCCCGAACUUGCAUUGUGCUCGCUCUCACAAAAUAGACUGGCUGGCUCAAGAUGUACAUACCGAAUUGUAUUUGUCCUCAGAGAUUGUACGCAUAGAACGGCAAGGAACUGCAUCAUGUCAUUCUCGAUUAUCACCUG
Mycena citricolor is the source of this 2287-nucleotide messenger RNA. The record is from the annotation of a GenBank genome assembly. Lineage: Eukaryota; Fungi; Basidiomycota; Agaricomycetes; Agaricales; Mycenaceae.